Cucurbita moschata (crookneck pumpkin) is the source of this 2012-nucleotide messenger RNA. Its product is annotated as protein bicaudal C homolog 1-B-like. The record is from RefSeq and is a predicted model, not a curated record. Gene Ontology annotation, molecular function: protein binding. Lineage: Eukaryota; Viridiplantae; Streptophyta; Magnoliopsida; Cucurbitales; Cucurbitaceae. Bases 402 to 1406 code for a protein of 334 amino acids. The transcript is spliced from 7 exons.
UUAAAAAAAAAAAAAACAAAAAACAAAAAUCCCUUUGCAUCUUCUUCGUCCUCCCUCUCUCUUCAUUCCGUCGUAAAUACAGACAUCUUCCGUACAAAUCAGGAGGUGUCUGACGCCGGCGCUCUCGUUGGGUGUUCUUAUUCAACCAUCCAAUUCGAUCCAAACCCCACUCCCUCUCCUUUUCCUAUUUUCAUUCCGAUCCCGACCCAUCGCGCUCUGUUCCUUUCUCUCUUUGCGUAGGGGCUCUAGAUUUAUUUGGGAGCUUUCAGAAAGGGUUAAUUGCCAAUUCGACGCGUUCAGUUUACGGAUUCUGUACUUGCUCAUUUCCAUGCGCUUCAUCGAAUUUCUGAGUAAUUGAAAGCAUUAGCGCAUAGUUUUCGCCUGGGGUUUUGAUUUUUAACAUGUCAGCAGCUUCGAGGGGUAGAGUUACCAUUACACUCGGCCGUAGCGGACAGGUAGUUAAAAAGGCCAGCCCAGGGACCGAUGUUUCAGUCUCUGAUUCUUGGCCCGUGUCUGGAACUAAGCGGUCUGUAAGAGAUAGGUUGGGAAGUAGCUCUGAUAGUGAUGGGUUAUAUGGAAGCCAACUCGCCAACAAACGAUUACGAGGAGAUGAUGGUAUGUCGAAUUGGAGUUCUAAUGGGUUGGACGUGUCACACUCACACAUUGGUAAAGAUGACCUUCGGUAUAAACUUUUGCAAAAAGAUGCAUUCAGGCGUGCUCAAAGUGAUAAUAAGAAGUGUUUAGAUCUUCGGGAGAGGCUACCUAAGGCAGAUCAAGCUCCUAUACGCCACCUUGAUUCACGGUAUCAUGAUCCACCAUUGCACAACACAAAUAUCUUACGUCGAACCCCUUCAAUGAGAAGUGCAGAUGAUUUGCCUCAGAAGGACUCGUUAGGUAGUUCUUAUUCCUCAUGGACCAUGGAUAAUUUGAGACAAAGAUCACCUGCUAGAAUUGUAGAACCAUCGAGGCGCUACUCUCUACAAAGAGAUGAUGAGAAACUACAGAGAAGGACGACGGACUCUUCUGUCGAAAAUGCAAGAUCAGUGGGCUAUGUAGCCAAAGAUAUUCACAAGGCUUCAGGUUCUGUUAGUACUGCAACUUUUAUGACAAACUCUCUAUUGCCUCCUACGUCUGCAAAGCCUGUGGCACCGGUUGUUCCAUUACAUCCUCCGCCAAGUGGCAUUGCACACAAAACUCUCUAUCCAGGUGACGAACUUCAAAGUAUGGAUGGCUUGUUGCAGUCUCUAGGAUUGGGAAAAUAUUCCAUUCUUUUUAAGGCUGAGGAAGUUGAUAUGACUGCCUUGAAGCAAAUGGGGGAGAAUGACCUCAAAGAGCUUGGAAUACCUAUGGGACCUAGAAAGAAAAUACUUCUUGCAAUUGCUCCACGUUCCAAGCGACAACCUUGACGAUAAAGCACCUCUUUCAUUGGCUGGUUUAGUCCAGACCUGAGACUCGACACUGUAUGUUCUUUAGAUUUAGAGGCAAGAAAAUGGUACUUGGAUCUGUCCUAUCUUUUUUCAUCAGACCAACAACUUUCUAACAAUGUUUGGGGGGUAUUAGCUUUUGUCUUCCCCGGGUCAUAUACAUCCUUGCAGAGUCUCAGAACACUCUUAAACAUUUUUUGUGUACUACCGUUGAUAGUUUUUGUUGUUCCCAUUCAUAUGUGAUAAAUCCUGGUGUAACAAGAAUAGUGUCAAAUUAUGGGAAGGUUUUAAGCUGAGAGAGAUGUGUAUAUUUCCAAAUGCUUAAUUUCCAGAUUAUGUUCUUCAAUCCCCCUGAUAGUGAAGGAAAGGUCUCUCAGUAUGCCCUGGGAUUCAGCUACUACAACGACGUGAGCUUGGACUUCGGAUCAUUGUGUCGUGGGUUUAGAUUAUCGCCUAAAUCUCAUGCAGAGGAUUUGUUUCUAAUCUUUCUUUAUGCAUUCUGAAAUUUGUUAACACUUCUCUCUGGCGUCAUGACUUGGUUAUGUAAUACCACUUUAUUACAUUUUUCUUAACCAUUAGAUUUGCUUC